AUAAAGUCAUUGAAUAUACUGACGAUCAAAAAAAUAUAUUAAAUAUCCUUGAAGAAAUUAGAACUAAAAAUUCUCACAAGCCACUUUCUAAAAUAAUUAAUCCUAAAAAUAAAUCUGUUAAGAAUUCAACUCGGUAUUCUGCAUCAUAUCCUACUUUGUGA
This is a messenger RNA of Racocetra persica, 161 nucleotides long. The record is from the annotation of a GenBank genome assembly. Lineage: Eukaryota; Fungi; Glomeromycota; Glomeromycetes; Diversisporales; Gigasporaceae.